UCUUUUGGGAAACCCCCAAACAAACUCCUCCGCCGAGGAGUUCCCGCCUCUAAACGGGGGCGUGGAGUGGAAGCCAGGCGGGGGAGGAGUGAAGAGCGCCGCUCUCCUUCGCCUCGCUAACACCCUCGCCGCCUUCAGAGUGGUGCGGGCGCCAAACAAAGGGCGGCUGUGCGCGCAUGCACGGGGGUCCCCACUCUCUUCCUCCCCUCAGCCGUUCUCAGGGCGCAGCGGCAGCGGGACUCCCUCGAGAGCCAAUGCAGCUGCGAGGCCGAAGAAUGGAGAGCGGUCCGGCGCCCCAUGCGGGUGUGUGAGAGGCGCUUUUGGUUAGCCGCCGUCCGCCGCCACCAUGGCCAUCGCGCACAUCGCCACCGAGUACGUUUUCUCGGACUUCUUGCUGAAGGAGCCGUCGGAGAGCAAGUACAAGGGGCUGCGGCUGGAGCUGGCCGUCAACAAGCUGGUCACCUGCAUCGCCGUCGGGCUGCCCCUCCUCCUCAUCUCGUUGGCCUUCGCCCAGGAGAUCUCCAUAGGUACCCAGAUGAGCUGCUUUUCUCCAAGUUCAUUUUCCUGGCGCCAGGCUGCUUAUGUGGACUCCUACUGCUGGGCAGCAGUACAGCAAAAACAACUCUCGCAGAGCGACUCGGGACACCUUCCACUCUGGCUUCAUAAAUUUUUCCCGUACAUCCUUUUGCUAGUUGCAAUCUUGCUCUACCUGCCAUAUCUCUUCUGGCGCUUCACCUCGGCCCCCCACCUUUGUUCGGAUCUGAAAUUUAUUAUGGAAGAACUUGACAAAGCCUACAACAGAGCAAUCAAAGCCGCAAACAGCUGCCAUAAUGCAGACACGAGGGAGUUUGCCGGCUCAUCGCCAGCCAUUAAUGAGAACAUCGCUCAGAGUUUCUGGGAAAUAUCUGAAAGCCACUUCAAGUACCCUAUUGUGGAACAGUACCUGAAAACAAAGAAGGGGUCCAAGAGCCUCAUAAUCAAGUACAUUGUUUGCCGUUUGCUGACACUGACAAUUAUUCUGCUUGCUUGCCUUUACCUGGGCUAUUAUAUCAGCCUUUCCUCAAUAACCGAUGAGUUUAUCUGCAACAUCAAAACCGGGAUAUUAAAGAACGACACAACUGUUCCUGAACAGUUCCAGUGCAAACUGGUUGCCGUCGGUGUCUUCCAGCUGCUCAGCUUUAUCAACAUCAUUGUGUACCUGUCGCUCAUGCCCAUUGUGAUCUAUGCAUUGCUGGUCCCAUUCAGGCAGAGCUCAGACAUCCUGCAAGUGUAUGAACUUCUGCCGACGUUUGACGUUCUCAAAGUCAAAACAAAGCACUACAAUGACUUAAGCCUCUACCUCCUGUUCCUCGAGGAAAAUGUCAGUGAGCUUAAAUCUUACAAGUGCCUCAAAGUUCUGGAGAACUUGAAAGGCAGCGGAGAGAGGUUUGACGCCAUGCAACUCCUGAUGAAUCUUGGCUCAAUUAAAAUGGAUGUCGUAGAUGACAAAUCAGCCACUGCCAAAGUGGAAUGCAGAAAGGAAACCGAAGCAGAAACAGAAAAGAGUGCAACCGAAUUGCAGGAUUUGACGGAACUGACAUUGCCUGGCGAUGGAGCAAAAACAAGUAAAGACGAUGGCAAGCUUCGUCAGAGGCUUCUGGAUUCCUCUUGCUGAUGGACCCACACAGCAAUUUGUUGAUUACGAGGGUUCUUCCUAAGCAUGCCAGCAUAUGCCACGUUGAACACUGGACUUGCCUUCUUGCUGAGUGUAUACAGGCGGGAACCAAAGGGCAAAUCAUGGUUUACACGCUGUUUAUAUGUCUAUGUUUACAUGCCUGACUAGCCCCCUUUGUCUUAUGACAGCUUGUUGAGGUUAUUUAUACUAACUCUGUGGGAUAGAAACAAUGGAAAAAUGAGGUCCAGGAUGUAAAUAGGAUGCAGAGAGAAUGGGAGAAGAGAAUGUAACUGAAGAAAAAAAGAGUAACUCUUCCACUAAAUGGAAUGCUUGAGGCCAGUUAUACACAUGUGUGGAUAUCACUUAUAGCAUAAUCCUAACCAUGUCUCCCAAGUAAGUCCUGUUGAAUUCAGUGGAGCUUACUCGUAGGUAAGUGGGGUUAGGACUGCACCCUUAAUCACUCUACACUUGAGUCUGGUUCGCAUGUGCAUGCGCACACUUGUUUUCACUUAAUUAUCAUGCACUUAAAACCAAGCUGUCAAAUAACUAGAACGCUUUCUCCUCUGAAAUGACUAUUUCACAGCCUUGGAACAACACGCACAGAAUGAAGUGGUGGAGCGGACUGAAGGGGGUAGACUGAAGGUGGGGGGAGUUCUUUUUUUUAUUGUCUCUCCAAACCAAAUCUGGAAAAAAAAAGCCCUCUUUCAGUUGCUUAUUGCAACAAAUAAGCACCUGCUAAAUAUAUGCAUGUUCAUCUUUUACAACGUCACAACUGCCACCACUGUGGCAUGAAACUCUGGGGAUGCUUUGAGGAGAAUAGGCACAGUGAUCUGGAGGAACUCAGUUAAAUGGUACUCCAGUUCUCCUGUUUCCUUACUUUGAUUGUGAUGUAAAUGUUCAAGGUACGUAUGUGCAAGAGAUCAAUCUGGAUGCCAAACUCUCAGGUUUUCUUUCACUGCCAGGGGGUGGGGGAGUUUCAUGGGAACAUCCCUAUGCCCAUUUUAGAUUACAAGCAGAAAGCCAUUUUCAAGGAACAAGGUUGCUCAUGUUAAAAAACAUUAAU
Rhineura floridana is the source of this 2717-nucleotide messenger RNA. RefSeq names its product pannexin 1 (gene PANX1). Gene Ontology annotation, biological process: positive regulation of interleukin-1 production; monoatomic cation transport. NCBI's taxonomy places the organism in Eukaryota, Metazoa, Chordata, Lepidosauria, Squamata, Rhineuridae. Gene Ontology annotation, molecular function: channel activity. The record is from RefSeq and is a predicted model, not a curated record. The transcript is spliced from 5 exons. The coding region runs from base 347 to 1654 and encodes 435 amino acids.